Molecule: messenger RNA, 1317 nt
Organism: Scheffersomyces stipitis CBS 6054
Lineage: Eukaryota; Fungi; Ascomycota; Pichiomycetes; Serinales; Debaryomycetaceae
Exons: 1
Coding region: 1-1317 (438 amino acids)
Source: RefSeq, a predicted model, not a curated record
AUGACAUCUUCAGGUAGUGCUCGAACGCCACUCUUAACAAAACCUUCCUAUGAGAAUCCUAUUAUAUUACCUGACAGUGUCCUAAAGACUACUGGAAUACCGUCUAAUUCCAAGCUCAGUCAAUCGCAACAUGGACAGCAAAGUCAACAGGCUAAUCGUUCGGCAUCCAAGAUUGCGCAAUCACCAAAGAUAGGGUUGCAAAGAACGAGUAGAACAACGCAAAAGCUUAAAUUAUUGCCUGAAGACCCUCCAAAUUUGGAACAUGCAACAGCGAGUAUAAGUGCAAAUGACGAUGAUGAUGACUUGCCUACAACAAGAGUUUAUUCUCAAGUUAAGCGUAUAACGGAUACAUCUGCCAGAAAGGAUGCAGAAAUAUUGGGAAAGCUGCACAGAGACUUGCUUCCAAGAGUCACUGCUUAUUGUACUUGUGGCUCUUAUAAAAUGAAAGAUCUUCUUCGUUGGCUCAAGGACAGAAAGAGAAUACACAAUACCAGUCCAAAACUAUUUGAUGAAUGUCUCUACUCUCCAUUCACAUACAAAGAUUGGAGAAGUGAUAGCAAUGGAGGUGAAGAUAAUGACUCUCAUAAACUCAUUAGGUUGGCUGAUGAAGGUGGUGAAAUAGACAUCGGUCGGAAGAAUGAUAUAUUUAUUUUUGAGUAUGGAGUAGUGGUCAUGUGGGGAUAUUCCACGAAAGAAGAAGCUGCAUUUUUAGAGGACUUAGCAAAGUUUGAAAGUGAGAAGCUUUCUUCUGAGGACAUUCAAAUAGAAGAAUUCAACUACUAUAUUACAAAGUCCUACCAACCGAGAAUCUAUAAUGAUUUUAUUACAUUAAGAGAUGAUAAUAAUUAUAUGUUAAAAUUGUCAAUUUCUCAUGCAUUGGCUCAAUCAGUUAAGAUUUCUUUGUUUGAAGAAUUGGUUGACAACACAAUUGAAGAUACUCAGGAUAUCCCUCAACAGAUUGCACAUACUGGUAAGGUCGCAAUGACAAGGGACGAAAUAAUGAAGUCCAUUGGUGAAUUGUUUAUCUUGAGAAUCAAUAUUAAUUUGCAUGGUUCUGUUCUUGAUUCUCCCGAGCUCAUGUGGGCUGAACCUCAUUUGGAGCCUAUUUAUCAAGCAACGCGAGGCUAUUUAGAAAUCAAUCAAAGAGUGGAAUUAUUGAAUCAGAGACUUGAAGUUAUCUCGGACCUUUUGCAAAUGUUAAAAGAACAACUUGGUCAUUCUCACGAAGAAAAUCUAGAGUUCAUUGUUGUCGUACUCGUUGGUGUAGAAGUCUUGGUCAGCGUCAUAAAUAUUAUUAUUGAUAUUCUAACGUAUUAG